CCUAUGCCUAUGGCCCACUCAUACUCCACAGGCGCUAGGCGCCGGGACAUGUACCGGAACCUAACCUUUGUAGCCUCCCGACCAGCGUCGGAUAUCUCCACAGACCAGUGCAACGGCAUGACUUGUUCACAAAGAAUCCCAAGACGUCGUCAGGCCUGCAGGAUCAUCGCCUCUCGCAGUCUUGGUGACCGACUCCCGAGCGACUUGUGACCGUCACUGACCGAGCUAGCAAGCGGUAGACGAAAAAAUCCCGGAGAGAAAACCAUUUUGAAACCGUUGUUUUGCCAUUUUCUUGUUGCAUUCGACCAGGAAGGGCUAGCAGACCAGUCAUGACUGUCGCCUAGUUUGCACUUGAGUGGUACGUACCGGCAACUACUGUAGGGAGCUCACGACACAUGCUGAGAGCGGCCAGGCCAGAGCCAUACCGGCCAAGCAAGGACUCAGGCCAAAGACGUCGAUGUACUGCAACGACCCCUCGUCCCUGAGACGUGUUGAUCCUGCAGUCUGGGCUGCCGGCUGCAGACGAACACACUGCCGAACUACUUGCCACCAGUGACAGUGUUGUCCGUGCCGCGGUACAAGCUACCCAGGUGGACAGCUAGUGCAGGGACGUGACAUUCUUCAUCUGUGUGUCAACCCGUGGAGGACACCGACCACCGGUACCGUUGGUCGCAAUCGGUGUCCGGUCAGUGGUUCCACGCCCGCUCCCUUCCUCAACACUUCAGUUCUGUUCCUGCGCGUGGGAGGUCUAUGGUUGGGCGGAUGCUCAGUUUAGCGUCAGAACUGCGAAGUACAUGUAGUUAAUACUAGUAGCUCCCGCAUCUGGACGAACAAGAACUCACCAGGCAGUGGAGCGGCGGCAGGAAGGCGGCAUACGUCGUCGAGUUGUGCUUGCUAUGUCGAGAACCACUGGCGGAGUCUGGCUGAUUUCGGCAUUCUGGCUGCUAUGGCUCUUGUGCAUUGUCGAUUUACCAGGUGUUGCGGUAGGUACAGGUUGUGUCCCACUGCCUGUCAUUGUUGCCAACGCAACAGUGACGAUCUUGCACUCUGCUACCGCGUCCGACGUAACCAUGGCAACUGGAACAACAACAGCAGCUAUGACUUCAGCGCCACCGGUCACCAUGGUCACAAGCAACGUUGAUAUCAGUGUCGGUGUUACGCUACAAUAUCGCUGCGAAACCGGGCACGUGAUCGCAAUCAACAACGUGUCAUUCGGCGUGCCUCAGUUAUCGGUGCAGUGCAUGGCUGGCGGCGUGUGGACCGGAGGAGUGACAGUAGCGCCGACGUGUGAAUAUCUGCCUUGUGCGUACUCGGCAGCGCCUGCCAACGCGGCCACUUCUGGUGUUCGUUUCACGCGUACUGCGGACGGCAGCGUGGUGGCUGGAGUUGACUACAUCUGCAACACUGGUUAUCAUGUCACUGGCUCACUGGUGAGCACCACAGUGCACAGUCUUACAUGCCAGUAUGGCAGCGGUCAGUGGAACGGGACACUGCCCACUUGCACAAAAGUCCAGUGCGGCCCGCCCUUUCCGGCAGUGCAGCGUAGUUUCCUUGUCAAGCAGCGCGGUAAUGACUUGACGUUCAACUCCAGCGUUUCAUUGUACUGCUCCGUGGCGGCCUAUCACAUAGCCGGCUAUGACACCACGGUGAAGGAGAAAAGCGCCGUGUGCCAGGCCAAUGGAGAGUGGAGCGAGGAGUCAUUUCCUCCAGCCGGCUGUGUCUUGGUGGAGUGUCCGAAUCUCCGACAAGCCGUGCCCAAUGCUGAGCUGGAUCAUAAUGACUACACCGUGUACAUGCGCAUUGUUGUCACCUGCUUGCCCGGCUACACAUUGAAUGGAGUUCCUGAUGGAGACAACACGACAACCGCCCGCUGCGGUGAAACGGGAGCAUGGCUGCCAGGCGUCCCGGUCUGUUCCUCGCCGCCGCCGCUGCCGCCUCCUGAUCCCACAAUCACUACUACUCAACAACAAACUUCAAGUCCAUCCACAUCUAGCCAAAUGAACCAGAUGAACACAAGUACAACCCAGUCAACCACAUCUCAAUCUGAACCGCUGGGCACAAGUCAGACCCAAACAUCUGCUGCCAGACAUCAUGGCACAAUUCUUGUUACUUCCUCUGCAAGCACGUCUCCAACUCAACUGCCGCAAUCUGAUAGCGGUGGCGCUGGAACUGGUGUGGUCCUGGCCAUCAUCAUCCCCUGUGCAUUGGUCGGCAUCAUCUUGAUCGUUUUGAUGGCAUAUUACAUACGGCGCCGAGAGUUGAAGAAGAGGCCGUGUGAGCCAUGGGAGACACCGCUGACGAUGGGAAGUCAGCGGCGCAACACUCCCCUAGACAGCAGCUCUUCCUACGUCACGCCCGUCAGUGCCAACGGCAGGUCAGGCCCGCGAGCAUCCGCACAAUCAGAGAGCAGCCAGUCGCAGUACUUUGAUGACCCUAUCUACUACAAGCACAACACAACACGCAGUUUCGCCGGAACACUGGUUGAAGAGCCCUAUGGCCGUAUACAGGCAAAUGUAUUCUACUCCAGCCCUGUCAGCCCGGCGCGAUCCCCGCCAAGUGCUUUGACCUUGCAGGAUUCGGCGGUGGAUUCACCAUCGGAGCAAGCAGCAACAACAGGAGGGGUGCACAAUGGCGCUCUGUCGCUUUACAAACGUCCAGUUCCCAACUCACCGCCGCUCUACUAUGAAGUCAACGAAAGUGGCGAUGCAGAUUCGCCGCAGGCAAGCUCACCCUAUAGCAACAUAGGACAGUACCUGCGGCCACAGGAUCAACUGGAGCCUGGCGGCGGUAGAAAGCAGCGGGCUAACAGCGCCGGCCACACGUACAAUACCGUCCGCCAGCCACCUCCACCCAGGUUGCUGAACAACACACUGGUCGAUGAGAAUGGACAUCCACUGUUGCAUGUCGAUGUGGAAGUGACAAUGAAUCCCACACCGGUGUACUACUGCUUAGAAAACACGUCCCCUCUGCAGAACCACCACCUUAACAACACCCUGACCGACAGUAGCCAUCAGCUCAGUGAAGACGACCUGUCCAUGUCCCGGCAUGACUCGCCUCAUCCGUACAGCAGCAUUGGAGGGGCAGACAGCAGUGACAAUGGCGAUCCAUCAAGCUUGGAAGCAACAGCUGCGCAUCACACCUACUCCAUCCCGAACAAAACCAUGAAGGCGGUCAGAGCUACCACUUCCGAGACCAGUGGUGCUGGUCCUGCUGUGGGUCCUGCUGUUACUGAUGGUACUGUUGUUACCAACUCUGCAGCAACUACAGUUGAUGUGAAGAAGAAAUCUAGUGGUAGCACCAUUGGGGAGUGGAGUGCCGACCAUCGAGCAAGGUCCAACCGAAGGACAAUCGAAGAACUGGAUAAGGUAUCAUCGGAUGCUGCUUCCAUGCUACAUCGUCAGCGCUCUCGAAGUUUAUCAGCGGCGGAGAGAAAGCAGAAGAAGCAGAAAAACCUGAAAAAACUUCGCGACGAUGCUGCGGCUCAUGACUCCGAUCCAACAUUAAGGCGGAUGCCAGUUACGCCGCCUCCGCGAAGAGACAGCAUGGCAACAGGAUUGCGCAGUUUGACAGCAGCUCGCUCGCACCUCGACACGCGGCGCACUGACGGUGAAGACGACCACCAGCCUGCUACACCCUUGCAGAAAGAACACCGAAAGCGCAGCAGGUCGGCGGGCCAUGUUGCCAAGAGGAGGCCCGUACGGGAUGGAGACCUUGACGAGAGUAUGCUAGAGUUGACCACUGACCUAUAGCCGCAUGUCACAUGACCUAUAUAAAGUGGCAUUAUGUGUCACAUGACCUAUAAAUAUGCUAUUAUGUGUCACAUGACCUAUAAGCAUGCUAUCAUGUGCCACCUGGUUCAUACACAACACCACGUUUCUCUAAUCAAUUUGAUGCACCCUACCAAGAGUAGAUAAACAAGAGUGUGCAACUCCGGAUCUCUCCUGCACAAUCUGCAGAUACCCCCGCCCACGGCGGAAUUUUUUGAUGACGUCACCUUUUUUCAGAGAAACGCGGACUUUGCCGCAGAGCAGUGUGAGAGCACGUGCUGGGCACCGACCUUGUAGUGUAAAGCCCGGCCAAGUGCACGAGGGAAACCUCUCCAAAAGGCUCGCAGUGCGUGCGUCGUCGAAAAGAUUACGUCAACAAAAAAUUCCGCCGUGGGCCAACCCAUCCGGGAGUUGCACACUCUUGUUUAUCUACUCUUGACCCUACGCAUGUUCUGAGACGUUGAGAUGCCGUGACAUCACACUUAUUAAAGAUGAUGAUUGUAAAAAUAGA
Sycon ciliatum is the source of this 4278-nucleotide messenger RNA. RefSeq lists its product as uncharacterized. The transcript has 11 exons. NCBI's taxonomy places the organism in Eukaryota, Metazoa, Porifera, Calcarea, Leucosolenida, Sycettidae. Bases 897 to 3749 code for a protein of 950 amino acids. The record is from RefSeq and is a predicted model, not a curated record.